Messenger RNA from Teleopsis dalmanni, 7689 nucleotides. It is a transcript of the gene Ca-alpha1T, whose product is annotated as voltage-dependent T-type calcium channel subunit alpha-1H. NCBI's taxonomy places the organism in Eukaryota, Metazoa, Arthropoda, Insecta, Diptera, Diopsidae. Gene Ontology annotation, molecular function: voltage-gated sodium channel activity; low voltage-gated calcium channel activity. Gene Ontology annotation, cellular component: voltage-gated sodium channel complex; neuron projection; plasma membrane. The transcript has 18 exons. Gene Ontology annotation, biological process: membrane depolarization during action potential; sodium ion transmembrane transport; calcium ion import. The record is from RefSeq and is a predicted model, not a curated record. Bases 117 to 7484 code for a protein of 2455 amino acids.
UUUACAGGGGACUUCCUGAUGAGUACAGAGUUCGAGUCCGUGUAAACUCCGUCUCCUACUACUACGAAUUCUCCAAGGAACAGGACUAUAUCUGCUCGAAGCCCGAGGACUCCGGCAUGCAUUUGUGCUCUGACUUGCCUCCGUAUCGCGUCGGACCGAUGCUCUGUGCAGACUCAGCAUUGCCAUUCGAUGAAAACUUACCCACAAAUCAUUCCUGCGUUAAUUGGAACCAGUAUUAUUCGCUCUGUACGCAAAUGGGUCUAAAUCCUUUUCAAGGCACAAUAUCGUUCGAUAAUAUUGGCAUGGCAUGGGUGGCAAUAUUUUUGGUAAUUUCACUUGAAGGCUGGACUGAUAUUAUGUACUAUGUACAGGACGCACACAGCUUUUGGGAUUGGAUUUAUUUUGUGCUUUUAAUUGUGAUUGGUUCCUUUUUCAUGAUUAACCUCUGCUUAGUUGUUAUUGCCACGCAGUUUUCCGAAACGAAGAAACGUGAAAUGGAGCGUAUGCGUCAGGAACGUGCUCGUUAUACAUCCACCUCCACAUUGGCGUCCAGCACUAAUAAUUCGGAGCCGGCAACCUGCUAUGCGGAAAUCGUGAAAUACAUAGCACAUCUGUGGCGACGCUUCAAGAGACGAAUGUUAAAGAAGUACAGAUUAUAUAAAUAUCAACGUCAACAACGGAAGGAAGGUUUACUGCCAAAUGCAGACAAUUUAACAUUCUCUCCAUCACGCAUCAAGUGCCAUCAUCCAAAGUGUCCCAAAUAUAGCAACCGGAAGCCGUCCAGUAUACAGGAUCAAAUGAUCACAGUGAUGGUGCCGUUAAAUUCAAAUAAUAAUGUCAGCAACAGCAGUAACAACAAUAAUCAUAAUAACCAGCAACAACAACAACAACAACAACAUCAGCAGCAACAGCAACAGCAACAACAAACUUCACCGCAUACCGUACAUAAGUUGACACCACAGCAGCAACAACGUGCAACGUCAACAACACAAACUCCAACUUCAAUGGCGGCCUUAAUAAAUGGCACCAACAAUGGUGUCACUGGUAAUCAUGCCAUGUCAACAACACUACAACAAACACACACACCAACACUUAUACAACAACAACCUACACAGCAACAACAUUAUUCCUCAUCGGAAAAUUCUGAACAAUCUGUGGAAAAUGCUGUGGUAGUGGCGCGUAAUUCAAAUUUAAAGAAAACUACGAAUCAAUUAAAACAUGAAGGAGAGCAAACACAAAACAAACAACACCAACAACAACAACAACAACAGCAGCAGCAACAGCAACAAAAAACUAUUUUAAUAAAAUUUCCACAAAAUGUCGAUUCGGAGCAAUUAAUUAGUCACCCAUGUACAUCAGGGUUCUUAAGCCCACCUACUUCUGCGAGCCGCAGACCUUCAGUGAUGUUUAAUGAAUAUGUUUUACUGCAUACGCCACCUGCCGAGCCGGUGACUGUAGAGAAAAACGUCUGUUCGUCAGAAAAAAUGACACAAGCAGGAGAUGGCAGCAUCUGGCAGGUGAACUUACCUCAAACGAUUGGUACGAUUGCGAAUCCUUAUGCUGAUUGUUCAGAAUUGGGUAUACAUGAUGCAAUGACUUGUCAAGAACUUUUGGCAUUUUCUGUGGCCUUUUCAGCAGCAUUGCCGACUGGACAGAGUACGCUCGAAUCGUUUUAUAAUUCAUUGGCACGUUGUGAUCCACACACUGCAGAGGCAUUCAAAAAUCAACAAAAUCUAGAAAAUACUGCGGUAGUAGUACAUCAUCAGAAUUCAGUUAAGGAUCGUAAGAAACCUAUUGAGGCAACGAGUGCCAAUGGUGGUAACGGCAUCACUGCAACAACGAACAUAACUGGCAAUUAUAUGGAAGACUAUUCAUGUUGCUAUGAUUUGUACCAAAAUGCUCUAUCCCCAUUGGAUGAUAGAAAGCAACGCUCUAAGGUUAUGAAUUGCAUUAUAAGUUCUUAUCGUUGUGUUAUGAAUAUUUGCGGCAUCGGUAGACGAUAUAUCAAACGUCUGGUUGAACAUAAAUCCUUUCAGCAGGGCAUUUUAUUAGCCAUUUUGAUUAAUACACUAUCCAUGGGUAUUGAGUAUCAUAAUCAACCUGAAGAAUUAACUGUCAUUGUAGAGACAAGUAAUAUUGUCUUUUCUGGAAUUUUUGCUGUUGAAAUGUUGCUUAAAGUUGUUGCUGAGGGUCCAUUUCGUUAUAUAGCAAAUGGAUUCAAUGUGUUCGAUGGUGUAAUUGUGAUAUUAAGCGUCAUUGAAAUAUGUCAGCAAUUUCUGGGCAACGGCACCGGAGGCGGUGGUUCCGGUCUUUCGGUAUUGCGUACGUUUCGUUUGUUGCGCAUCUUGAAGCUUGUGCGGUUCAUGCCCAAUUUACGCCGGCAAUUAUUCGUUAUGCUGCGGACCAUGGACAACGUUGCGGUGUUCUUUUCGCUGUUAGUGCUCUUUAUUUUCAUAUUCAGCAUACUGGGCAUGUAUCUAUUUGGCGGUAAGUUUUGUAAAUUUUUGGACGAUACCGGACUCGAACGUGAAUGUACGUGUCCCGAAAUAAUCAGCAAACAUCCACUAUGCGAAUGUGAUCGCAAACACUUCAACAACAUUUUAUGGGCCACUGUCACAGUCUUCCAAAUCUUAACGCAGGAGGACUGGAACGUCGUUUUAUUUAAUGGCAUGGAAAAGACAAGUCAUUGGGCCGCAUUGUACUUUGUGGCCUUGAUGACAUUCGGAAAUUAUGUGCUGUUUAAUUUAUUAGUCGCCAUUUUAGUUGAGGGAUUCAGUUCAGAGCGAAAUGAACGUCGUGAACGCGAACAACGUGAGUUAGUUAAGAAAUUACGCGAAGAAACUUUAGCUGAAAAUUUCAGCGACGGUAUGUACGAUGAGUCCCGCAGUGAGGGCGACUCAUCCACAACGAAUGAGAGUUACUACGAAAUUCGGAACAGAUGGCAUAGUGCGGAGGACGUACGAAAAUUACAUGAUUCUACCGAAUUAAUAAUCGAAACGAAAAGUAAUGUUCAAAAACAACGCCUACUACAACCCGCACAGGACUAUCAGAUUAAUGAGUGCAUGAGCGGUAGUGUACCGCCAGGGUAUAGUAAUAGCAGCAGAAAAACGUCGGAUAAAGAUAUCAGCAAAUUACCUGAAGAUGAGAAAAGAAACUUAAAAAAGACAUAUUCAAUAAAAGAUAGACGUACGGAUGUACCACGCCUAUCGAAAAUACGUCCAUUGCGUGAACCACCCAUAAUAACAACAACCGCAGCGACACCGCAAGACUCACCCAAUUGUACACUAGAGUCUGGCAUGAGUUUUCGCAAUUGGAAUCAACAAGAUUUAGAUGCGGAGAACUCAACACUGAGUCCUGGUUCUCCGUUACUCCUGCGACCACCGACCAUAUUCAGUGGACAACGUUCACUCGACGAAGGCAUUCCGUCGAUUGAUCUUAUCCCGCCCUCGCCUGUGUUAACACACAAGCCCAUUAACAUAUUGAAUGCCAGCCAACUAGGAAGCAAUACUAGCAUUAAUAAUUGUAGUUUAGUACCAAAUAGUAAUAGUCUACUCCCUAGCGCUUUAAGUAGUAGUAUGCAUAGCGUAAUAAUUGAUGAUAUAUCAAAAAAUUCCAAUUCGACUGCAUCCAGUUCAAUAUUUGUGCCGACAAUAUCAUCCAGUGCAGCGGCACUAAAAUCACCGACCGUGGCACACGUUGUCGGCGAAGACAAUUCAGAAUUGUCGUCGCUUGCCGUAGUCAGUACAACUGCAAAUGGUUUUGUGCACACAGCAACAACAAUAACAACACCAAAUACAAAUGAAUCCUUACAGCGUAUACCCAGUCUGAAACGCUUUCGCCGUACAAGUUCCAAAAGAAAAAAAGCCGAUACAACAACUGCUGAAGAUGAGGAACAUCAAUUAAAUAACGGCAAUGAUAACUCAUAUUUACUAGGUCCAGGCAGUUCAACACGUUCAGAAGCUUUUCUGAGCCCUGGCACACCAAGCAUGCCUACAAAAACAAAAGACACAAAUCGUUUGAGUCCACAGAACUCAAUAAGACGCCUAUCUACAUCGUUUAGCAUAGGUAGUGGACCAGGCAGUAGACGUGCUUCAGCUUGCAUUUUCAACUCACAACUUUAUCAAAAUCUUAAUCAAACUCCAAAACUCUAUGGUAGUCCUGGUCAGAGACGUAUGUCGUCUUUUGAGUUAGCCUUUAGCAAAACAUCACAUCUAAAUUUACAUAAUCUUGAAGCAAAUCGUAAAUCGAUGUCUUAUACAAAUUCUAAGAUGGAUUUGGAUAAAUGGAACAAAUCUUAUACGAAUUUAAAUGAACCUGAUAUGCUACAACAAUAUAUACAGGAGAUGGAAAAGCGAAAAAAUUCCAUCAGCAAACGACAUUCAGAGAAGCAACAACAGAAACUCGAACUACAACAACAACUACAACUAAAAGAACAACAUUCCAUGAUUCCAAGCACGGAACGCGUUUCCAAAAUAAAAAUCUUCAUAGAACAACUGAAACCAGCAAACUUCGGUAAAGAACGAGAAUCCUACUCGUUAUAUAUAUUACCGGAAGAUCAUAGGUUCCGUGAAAUCUGUACAUGGUUUGUUAAUCAGAAGUGGUUCGACAAUGUUGUCCUGCUGUUCAUUGCACUUAAUUGUAUAACGUUGGCAAUGGAACGACCAAACAUCCCUCCAUACAGCACCGAAAGAUUAUUCCUGUCUACGGCCAAUUACGUGUUCACGGUCAUAUUUACAGUGGAAAUGUUCAUUAAGGUUGUAGCUACCGGCAUGUUCUAUGGUCCAGACGCAUAUUUUACUUCUGGUUGGAAUAUAAUGGAUGGAUCUUUGGUUAUCAUAUCAAUAAUUGAUUUACUAAUGUCAUUGAUUAGUGAAUCAAGUCCAAGGAUAUUUGGGAUUUUAAGGGUGUUUCGACUACUUCGUUCCCUACGGCCGCUACGUGUUAUCAACCGCGCCCCGGGUCUGAAAUUAGUCGUGCAAACGCUCUUAUCGUCCCUGCGUCCCAUCGGCAACAUUGUUUUGAUAUGCUGCACUUUCUUCAUCAUCUUCGGCAUACUCGGAGUGCAGCUAUUCAAAGGCACAUUUUUCUACUGCGAAGGCGAAAAUAUCAAAAAUGUGCGUAACAAAACCGAAUGCCUAGCCAUAGCAGGUAACGCCUGGACCAAUCGGAAAUAUAAUUUUGAUGAUUUGGGUAAGGCUCUGAUGUCGCUGUUCGUGCUAAGUUCACGUGAUGGCUGGGUAAAUAUAAUGUAUACGGGACUGGAUGCAGUGGGCGUGGAUCAGCAACCUAUAGUAAACUACAAUGAGUGGCGGUUAUUAUACUUCAUUGCUUUCAUUCUACUUGUUGGCUUUUUCGUACUUAACAUGUUUGUCGGAGUUGUUGUUGAAAACUUUCAUCGUUGCCGUGAAGAACAGGAGAAGGAGGAGAAAAUACGCCGCGCCGCAAAACGUGCCUUGCAAAUGGAGAAGAAGCGUAGGCGCAUGCACGAACCACCUUAUUAUACUAACUACUCACCGACUCGCAUGUUUGUACACAAUGUGGUCACAUCGAAGUACUUUGACUUGGCAAUAGCAGCAGUUAUAGGACUCAAUGUCGUCACCAUGGCUUUGGAGUAUUACAAGAUGCCAAACGCACUGAAGUACGCGCUAAAAAUUUUCAAUUAUUUCUUCACUGCUGUUUUUAUACUCGAAGCACAUAUGAAACUCGUUGCGCUGGGCUGGCAUCUGUACCUCAAGGAUAAAUGGAACCAGUUAGAUGUUGGCAUUGUAUUACUAUCGAUUGUAGGCAUUGUGCUGGAAGAAUUGGAAACAAAUAUCAUUCCUAUAAAUCCGACAAUAAUACGUGUUAUGCGCGUUUUACGCAUUGCGCGCGUUUUGAAACUACUGAAAAUGGCCAAAGGUAUACGCGCCUUGUUGGACACAGUGAUGCAAGCGUUGCCGCAAGUCGGUAAUCUCGGUUUGCUGUUUUUCCUACUCUUCUUCAUAUUUGCGGCCUUGGGUGUUGAACUGUUUGGACGUUUGGAGUGCUCCGACGAGAUUCCCUGCCAGGGUCUUGGCGAACAUGCACAUUUCGCAAACUUCGGGAUGGCUUUCCUCACAUUGUUUCGCGUAGCGACUGGCGAUAAUUGGAACGGCAUCAUGAAGGAUACAUUGCGAGAUAACUGUGAUGAUGCAACAGAUUGUGUACGCAACUGUUGCGUUAGUUCGGUUAUAGCUCCAAUAUUCUUUGUGAUAUUCGUGCUAAUGGCGCAAUUCGUUUUAGUGAACGUCGUCGUGGCUGUAUUGAUGAAACACCUCGAGGAGAGCCACAAACAAAUGGAAGACGAAAUGGACAUGGAAGUUGAGCUUGAGCGAGAGCUCGUUCGUGAGCAGGAAUUUGAGCAAGAACAAAAAUUAUGUCAGCAACUACAAGAACAAUCAAAACUAGCACAGCCACAACGUCAACUUGGUAAAGUUAAAUCAUUACCAAUGAAUUUCACUUAUAGCACGCCGUCAUUGGAAAAGAAAUGUCCAAGUGUAAUGAGUGGCACAAGUGGCAGACGACAAACCAUACAAUAUUUCAAUCAAACCAACGGCUUAGGUCUUGUGGAAAUGGGCAGUGCUUUAACUUCGCAGGCAUUAUCGCAAACCACAGCAGAUAGUCUACCUGGUACAGCUGAGAAUAGUCUCGACGCAAAACUACAAAUACCACCGCUAGCACGUCGUGGUCGACGCAGCUCUACUGCUUACCGCAAACGCGGUAUUUUAACCAAAGAACGUUCAUUAGAUGAACAAGCCAUACGUAGACGGACACUGGAAUCCAAACGUAUGAGCUGUGACUCAUUGCCAUGGAGUGGUGAGUUGAGUGAUUACAAACGGGGGACCAUAUUUGAGAGUUUGGAGUCUGAUGGUGGCAGUCCAUCUUCCACAUAUGAUAUACGCAGUGUACAUAGUGAAGGAGUCCAAAGGACUAUAUCAGAUGCGGCAAGCAUAGUAAGCGCUGUAGUCAGCGAAAAACCCACAACUACACCAUACUCCACAGCAAGCACCAGUAGUAGUACGCAAAAAACAGAGCCAGUGAGAAGACCUUACGGUCGCUCACUUUCUACAGAUCAAAGUUGCCUCGGCCCACCUAGAAGUGGUCUCCUAUCAGUACCACGAACUAUGCCACCACGCAGUCGCAGCGGUAGCACAAAACAACUCUUCAAGCAACAAGCACUUGACGAAGAUCCAGACAUGGAUGAAAACUCACUAUUGCUACCUGUUGUAGUUGAGACAAUUAGUAGCAGCAACAAUCGAUUACUCACUGAUAAGCUGACAACUGACGAUAAUGGACAUGCAGCAGACACAGAAAUUAGCGAGGGACUGAGCAAAUCCGACUCAGCGGAUAUUCUACGAAUAAUUUCGGAACGCAGACGCAUCGAUCAUCGUGACAACAGUGGCAACGAAGAUUCCGAUUACAAUGAACUGUUAUUAGUCAAAUCCCCACAGUCUUCUAUGGAUUAAGUUACUUUCGACCUUCUCAAUGACACACUACUACAUAUACACAAAAAGAAGAAGUAACCUUCAACACCAUCAGUAAAAAUUUAAAAAAUUAAUUAAGAAACUCCAAUUCGAUAAUACUUUGUCAACUUUAGGGAAUUUUCUAUGUAUAUUGUAUUUAUAAACAAACCACACAUAACUGAACUCAAACAAAACAACUUAAUUGUUA